GCGGCAACACUGUAUAGAACAGCAACAAAUUUUAUAACCAUAAAAACAAUUUUGUGUUGAUAUCAUAGAGUUGAUAUCUUGUAAUUAGUAUUCAUAUUAAAUAAAUUGAAAUUUUUACCGUGUUGGACAAAAUCAAUAUGAUAGCUGAUGAUAGUAUUUUUUUCUAAAAAUAGGUAUCGCAACUGUGAUUAUGAACUAAUUAAGUACCUAUAAGGUGGUAUUCAGUGUCAACAUUAUCUUAAUUUAUUAACGGAACCAUUCGAUCCUGUGUGUAGAAGUGCAUGUUGCUGUUAUUACUGGAACUUUUUUCACAAAAUUUUGUUAUUUAUAGAUUAUAACUUUUAUAAUCAAUCAAAUUAGAAUCAUGAAAAUUGUUGAAAAAGAGAUUAAUGCACCUUGGGGCUCUAUUGCUCUUAAGUUAUGGGGUGAUGAAAAUGAUCCUCCUGUUCUCACUGUCCAUGGUAUACUAGAUAAUGCUGGGGGUUUCGACAGAAUCAUUCCUCUUUUGCCUCAAUGUUAUUACUACAUCUGUGUUGACCUUCCCGGUCACGGCAAGUCUAGUCAUUUUCCUCCACAUUUACCAAUACAUUCCAUCAAUAAUUUGAUAGUUUAUACGUUAGUUAUGGACUAUUUUAACAAGAACAAAUACAUUAUUAUGGGACAUAGUUAUGGAGGCCAAUUAGGUUAUUUAUUUGCUCAGUUGCAUCCGCAUCGUGUAGAGAAACUGAUAAUGUUUGAUGCAGUUAAAUUAUUACCUGUGCCAGUAAAUAAUUUUCAAGAUUAUUUGGUAUCAAAAUUUAAAGCCUAUUUUGAGAUUGAACAAAAAUUAAAAUCUGGAUCUCCUCCAUCGUACACAUAUGAGGAAGCAAUGCAGAGGGUUAUACAAGGGCAUAGUCCGCCACUGUCCCGUGAAGCUGCUGUAGGUUUAUUAAAUAGAAUAUUAAUUCCGAAAGAUAAUGGAAAAUAUGAACUAUCAUUAGAUCAAAGAUUGAAGAACUUUAUUAAUCCACUGCAUGGUUUUACUUAUUCAGUCCAAUGUUCAAAGCGAUUUCCUGUGCUGUGUCCAAUAUUAAUAGUUGUUGCAGCAGAUAAUGAAUUUCAAAGAACAUUUAUGAAACCGAUAGCUGAAGCUUUUCAAAAUGAAGCCAAUAUUACAAUAAAAUAUGUCAAAGGCCACCAUGAUGUGCAUAAUCAAAAUCCUGAAUUAGUAGCGCCUCAUGUGGUUGAAUUCUUGAUAAAACAGAAACAUAAAUUGUAGCAUAGAAAACAAACAUUCGGUACUCGAUGUAUUUUAGUGUGGGGUGUGGAUUUACAUUGGUCCUACAUUUUUAUAUAAUUUUAUUGGUAUGUAUUUUAUAUCACUUCAAAGUAUUGUUAUUUUAAGUAUUUUUUGGGGUAUUUUACAUUUAUUCUAAUUGCACAUAUAUAUUUUUAUAAUUGUUAUUCAAUAAAGAAAAACUCAUGAC
Molecule: messenger RNA, 1466 nt
Organism: Sitophilus oryzae (rice weevil)
Lineage: Eukaryota; Metazoa; Arthropoda; Insecta; Coleoptera; Curculionidae
Product: serine hydrolase-like protein
Exons: 5
Coding region: 365-1258 (297 amino acids)
Source: RefSeq, a predicted model, not a curated record